GUAUUCACAUCUUUUUUUAAUUCACCAUGAAGUGCUGUGGGAUGAAAUUACACCAUCGUCUGACUGAUCGUCCAGUAGUCUUUCUUUUGCUUGUUACUCUUUGUUGGCUUAUAUUCUCGGAAAAUAUCAGGCAAACUGAAGCUGGUAAAUUACUUGCAAUCAAAAAGUUGAAAAAGAUUCUUCCACUGUUAGCUUUAAUGCCAAAGAAGAAGACAAUUCUAUUACCACUUCCAAUACCAUUACCAUUGCCUUUACCAGUGUUGAAGUUCACUAAACAGAAAGAAAUGCCCGAUUUGAAAAGCUUGUUAGCCAAGUUUAUGGCAGCCAGUGGAGGUGGCUGGGGAAGCUCAGGUGGCGGUGGAUGGAGCGGAGGCUCAGGGAUGAUGAUGCCAAUGAUGAGCUCACACGAAAUGGAGGGCCAAAGUGGUGGAUACUCGUCUGGUGGUCAAUCGUCCGGUGGUUACUCAUCUGGUGGAUCCAUGGGCGGUUGGGCUUAACAGGUUGACACUUAUUUUUUUAAUAAUCAUAAUGAUGAAAGUUAUCAUUGUUUCAUCACUAAAUACAUGUAUGUAUUUACAUAUUCCUUCAACUAAAUUUAUGUACAAUCAAUUUGUUUACUCUGUUGGCUGGGCCACAAGAUUUGAAGAGAGUUUUGUUCUCACAAAAUAAGAUUCAACUCAUAAUUUUAAAUGUUCAUAUUGAAGAUAUUUUUGAUGAAUUUCGUGAGAAUAAAAUAUUUAUAUUUGUUGUUUUACUGUGAAUCAAUUUAAAUCACAUGUUUAUCAACUGCUUGAAAAGUGCGGUUUAGUAAAAGCUCCUCCUUUUACAUAUAAAUAUUGGCGGGAAAAGUGUAUCGUUUGUGUUUUUGUUUUGCUCAGCUUUUGCCAAUAGUAAUUCGGUUCUCAUUUAACGUUUUAUCCAUGGAUAAUCCUGAAGUGACUUUAGAAUCAGUGUUCAAUGAAAUUUCUCAGACGCUGAUAGGAGACUAUCGUUUCAACAGUAAGUUGGUUAAUGAGAGGGUUGCUCGUCUUGAAAAGUUUACCAGAAAGGUUGAUGAUGUCCUCUUCAGUUUUUUCAAGAAAUGUGUCGGAGAUUUUCUCGAAGAAGAGGAAAAAAUUUAUGAAGAGAUCAGUGGCAAUCUUGAUGAGGAUGAAUUACUUACAAAGCAAAUAAUUGAUCUAUCUAAUGAAAUUGAAGAUACAAUCGAUGACACUCGCAAAAUUAUUGAACAAUCCCACGAAUUGAGUCGAGAUAUUUUGACUAUUAAUAGCAGAACCCAAUCAUACAACCAGAUUCAACAGGUUAUCAGCAAAUUAAAAGAAACUAUGAAGCAAACCAAAGACAUGGUACCAGUGGACCAAGAAGCAGUUAUUAUUGACGCGUUAUAGAUACUAUUCAACACAGAGAGUAUAACUCUUUGAUUCAACAUCUAGUGAAAUAAUGACAAGGCUUAGAGAUAAAUUGAUUCCUACUAUGAACAUUUCUGUAUAGUUACUCUUUGAUGAAAUACUUGUAUAACUUUAAAAUACUCUUUUAAAAAUUAUAUUAACUGAUACUGUCUCCUCACAAGAAAAUUGGUGAGAAAUCAGGUAACUGAUAACAAGCCAGAUAUUUCUAUCAUUAAAAAGCAUAGCAAAGCAUUAAAAUAUGAUAAAUUUUCUCAUAUUAAAAGAUGAAUUUUGACAAGUUAA
Messenger RNA from Tetranychus urticae (two-spotted spider mite), 1691 nucleotides. RefSeq lists its product as uncharacterized. The record is from RefSeq and is a predicted model, not a curated record. NCBI's taxonomy places the organism in Eukaryota, Metazoa, Arthropoda, Arachnida, Trombidiformes, Tetranychidae.